Cyclocybe aegerita is the source of this 678-nucleotide messenger RNA. The record is from the annotation of a GenBank genome assembly. Lineage: Eukaryota; Fungi; Basidiomycota; Agaricomycetes; Agaricales; Hemipholiotaceae.
AUGAAGACCUCUCCUCAUUGGUCCGUCCCCUCUUUCACUUCCGAGGGCCCCACCCAGAAGCAGGUUCUUGUGUUGUUCAGGGGUACCCCUCCCAACCUCACAAAGUUUUUCACUGAGUCGGCUGUACGUGUGGCCAACGGGUACCUCAGGGAUGGCUGCUCCAUGUUGAAGGUCACCUCCAUCGUCCGUGUCUACGAUGGCCUGUUGUUGGUCACCCCCGCUGUUGCCAGCCUGUCUGACCUGGACAUUCUGCGCAACUUCAUCCGCGAGAGCCUCCCAACAGGUACUCCAUUCGAGGUUGCGCUCCCAUCAUCGACAUCUUUUAUUAAGAUCCUCGACAUUCCCUACUUCGACCUGAAGGGGCUGAAGAUAACUCAGGAGGCACUUGAGAAGGCCCUCCACACCUCGGUUCAUGCUGAGGUUUUUGCCUAUCUGAGCACCAAGCCUCGGAUCGAUCGCAACUCGGUGCACUUGACUUCAUGCACUGUGUACUGCAACAUCUGGGACUCCCAGCAGGGAACCCGAGCCAAGCAGGCCUUAGGCCAACCGAUCUUCCUCGCUGGGUGGUCCUGCACAAUCAGGCCCGCCGCUGUCAGCAAACAAAGGGUUAGUUCCUGGGUUUCACCAGAGAGUCGUUACUCGGGCUAUUCCACCAGUCAACCACAGUAUGAGGAUUGA